Molecule: messenger RNA, 942 nt
Organism: Vicia villosa (hairy vetch)
Lineage: Eukaryota; Viridiplantae; Streptophyta; Magnoliopsida; Fabales; Fabaceae
Exons: 1
Coding region: 1-942 (313 amino acids)
Source: RefSeq, a predicted model, not a curated record
AUGGUUACUAAAGGAGGAUUACCUAGGUUACCUGCUGAGUUCAUAAUUGAGAAAGCUCUCAUCUUGUCACAAGAAAGAAAGGAAGAAGACUUUGAAGCUGUUUUUGCCUUAUUGGUGUAUGGAUUGUUCUUGUUCCCUAACAUUAACAACGUUGUUGAUAUGAAUGCCAUCAAGAUCUUUAUGAAGAAGAAUCAUGUUCCUACCUUACUUGGGGACACUUACUAUUCUAUUCAUCUCAGACAUUCCUAUGGAAAGGGAAUGGUUACAUGUUGUACUCCUUUGUUAUACAAGUGGUACAUAUCUCAUCUGUCUAACACCCCUGAAUUCUGGACCCAGAAAGAAGGAUUAAAAUGGUCACACAAGAUCAUGACUCUUACCAACACUGCGAUUGUUUGGACAAGAAAUCACUUCUGUAGAAUGAAGACUUUAGACUGUUGUGGUGAUUUCCCUAAUGUACCCCUCAUUGGUACAAAAGGAGUAAUCAGCUAUAGCCCCGUGUUAGCUCGUCAUCAAUUUGGGUUUCCUAUUGACAAAAGACCAAGGAGCAAUUUAUUGGAUGGGUUCUUUCUGGAAGAAAGAGUUGAGAACAAAAUGUUUAGAGAAAGGAUUGUUAAUGCUUGGAAUCCAAGCCAUAGAAGAGAAAUCAAAGACUGGAAGACCAAAUGGGAUCUCUCUCCUGAGCCCUUUGAAAGUUGGGUCACUGCCAGAGCUGCUAAAAUGAGAAUGUCUAUUCUCCCUAGAACAUUUGCACCCCCAAUUGAGGAGUAUGUUCCACCCAUUGUAGUUCCUUCAACAAUUGAGAGUCUCCAAGAAGCUCUAAGAAAAAUGAAGAAAUCAAGAGACCAUUGGAAGAAGUUUGAGUCUUCUGAUGCUGAAAUAGGAAUGUUGGAAGAAUCCUAUGAAGAAGUGUUGAAAGAAAAGAAUGAUCAACUGUUCCUUUAA